AUGACAAGUCUGAACAAGAUUUUCUACUCUCUAAAACAUAAUUAUGAUUUUAUCCUAUUCAAUCAACCUUUCUAUAAAUCAUGGUUUGUGAAACCUGCUUGGAAUAAGAUUCCACUUAUCAAAAGUCAAUUGAGUAGUUAUGAUUGGAUUAUUUGGAUUGAUUCUGAUGCACUUGUGUUAUUGCAUCAAGUUGAUUUGGAUCAAAUUAUUGAGGAAUCGUUGAAACGAGAUCCGAAUAAGAAUAGAGAAAUUAACCUAAUCAUUUCAUAUGAUAGAAAUGGAUUGAAUAGUGGAAUAAUGGCUAUUAGAAAUUGUAAAUGGUCACAUCAGAUAUUGAAUAAUGUACUCAGUUGGAAAUACUUUCUCUAUUCCAUGCAUUGGUAUGCAGAACAAACUCCACUCGCUAUGGAACUCGAACAUGGAAAAUCUCAGAAUGUUCGAGUUGCCUUGAAAUCAUUCCUCAAUUCGUACAUGUAUGAUUAUAGGGAGGGUAAAUCAUUUAUAUUUCACUUGGCUGGAUGUAAUAAGUAUGAGGGAAAUUUGUGUGCCUCAAUUAUGAGAAACUUUUAUGAAAAUUGGAGGGAAAGGAAUGUCACCACAGUGGAGGAUAGAGAAUUAUUGAGAAAGACUGAAAUUAUUUAUGAUGGAGUGAGUGGAGGUGGAUCAUAA
This is a messenger RNA of Naegleria gruberi, 669 nucleotides long. RefSeq lists its product as uncharacterized. Gene Ontology annotation, molecular function: glycosyltransferase activity. Gene Ontology annotation, biological process: protein N-linked glycosylation. Gene Ontology annotation, cellular component: Golgi membrane. NCBI's taxonomy places the organism in Eukaryota, Heterolobosea, Eutetramitea, Acrasida, Naegleriidae. The record is from RefSeq and is a predicted model, not a curated record. Bases 1 to 669 code for a protein of 222 amino acids. The transcript has a single exon.